Messenger RNA from Beta vulgaris subsp. vulgaris (sugar beet), 3090 nucleotides. Its product is annotated as copper-transporting ATPase PAA2, chloroplastic. The record is from RefSeq and is a predicted model, not a curated record. The coding region runs from base 155 to 2839 and encodes 894 amino acids. The transcript has 18 exons. NCBI's taxonomy places the organism in Eukaryota, Viridiplantae, Streptophyta, Magnoliopsida, Caryophyllales, Amaranthaceae. Gene Ontology annotation, cellular component: membrane. Gene Ontology annotation, biological process: copper ion homeostasis; monoatomic cation transport. Gene Ontology annotation, molecular function: copper ion binding; ATP hydrolysis activity; ATP binding.
UUUCCUUUCUUUUCAACUCUUCUCCUUCAACUUCAACCUCUAGAAAGUCAAAACAAAACAAAAACAGGCAGCAGCCUUCCAAAAUCCAAUCUCUCUAAUCUUACAUUCAUUUCCGCCAUUGUUAAACACAAACUUUCUCUCUCCUCCUUCAACAAUGGCGGCGAAUUUACUCAAACUCUCACUUUCUUUCUCCUCGAACUUCCCUUCCACAACCACUUCUCACCGCCAGCAGUACAUUCGCCGAUCUCACUCUCCGAUUUUCUCUCCUCUCCCUCGAAAUCCUCGACUUCUACUUCGCCGAAACCCUAACUCAAUCGCAGCGAAAGCUCUCGAGAUCAAAUCACCGACAUUGACCUCUGAUUUGUCGACGGAAAAUCAUAUUCCGGCGGAAUCGUCGUUUCUUCUUGAUGUCGGAGGUAUGAUGUGCGGAGCGUGCGCGAUACGCGUGAAGAAACUUCUCACCGCCGACGAUCGCGUGGAGUCUGCGGUGGUGAAUAUGUUGACGGAAACUGCUGCUGUGCGGUUGAAAUCGGAGGUUUCGGGAGGUGGUUUUGUGGCGGAGGAAUUGGCGAAGAGGUUGAAUGAGUGUGGAUUUGAGGCGAAGAAGAGAGUGGCUGGGAGUGGAGUAGGAGAGAGAGUGAAGAAGUGGAAGGAAAUGGCGGCGAAGAAGGAGGAGUUAGUUGAGAAGAGUAAAAAUCGGGUGAUUUUUGCUUGGACUUUAGUUGCUCUUUGUUGUGGUUCUCAUGCUUCUCAUAUCAUGCAUUCCGUUGGAAUUCAUGUUGCUCAUGGAGGUUUCUGGGAUGUGCUGCAUAAUUCGUAUGUGAAGGGUGGUUUAGCUUUGGGAGCUUUGCUGGGACCAGGAAGAGAUUUGCUGUAUGAUGGCCUCAGGGCAUUUUUCAAGGGUUCUCCAAAUAUGAAUUCUCUCGUAGGAUUUGGAUCUAUUGCUGCAUUCAUCUUAAGUGCUGUCUCACUUGUCAACCCUGAACUUGAGUGGAACGCUUCAUUCUUUGAUGAACCGGUCAUGCUUCUUGGGUUUGUGCUUCUUGGUCGUUCUCUGGAAGAAAGAGCAAGGAUCAAAGCCUCUAGCGACAUGAAUGAACUUUUAUCUCUAGUUUCUACACAAGCUCGACUUGUCAUUACUUCCUCAGAGAGUGAGUCUGCUUCCAAUGAAUUGCUUGCUUCUGAUGCUAUUUGCAUUGAAGUCCCUACUGAUGAUAUUCGAGUUGGUGAUACUGUGUUGGUUUUACCUGGAGAAACCAUACCUGUGGAUGGAAAGGUACUUGCUGGAAGAAGUGUGGUGGAUGAAUCCAUGCUUACUGGAGAAUCUCUUCCUGUAUUCAAGGAGGCAGGGCUAUUAGUGUCCGCUGGGACAAUAAACUGGGACGGUCCCAUAAGGAUAGAAGCUACCUCCACAGGCUCCAACUCCACAAUAUCAAAAAUCAUUCACAUGGUUGAAGAUGCCCAAAGUAAUGAGGCGCCAAUUCAAAGGCUUGCAGAUUCAAUUGCUGGCCCUUUUGUUUACAGUGUUAUGACCUUAUCACUUAUCACAUUUGCCUUUUGGUCGUCUAUUGGGACAAAAAUCUUCCCUGAUGUCUUGCUUAAUGAUAUUGCUGGUCCUGAUGGUAGUCCUUUGAUCUUGAGCUUGAAGCUGGCUGUGGAUGUCUUGGUGGUCUCCUGCCCCUGUGCUUUGGGCCUUGCCACGCCCACGGCAAUCCUAGUUGGCACUUCUAUUGGAGCAAGGCAAGGACUUCUUUUGCGAGGAGGUGAUGUGCUGGAACGCUUGGCUGGCAUAAAUUAUAUGGCCUUUGACAAGACAGGAACUCUUACAGAAGGAAAACCUACUGUGUCUGCCGUGGCUUCAUUGGCUUAUGAUAUUUCAGAAAUUCUCCAGCUUGCUGCUGCUGUAGAGAAAACAACAUCACAUCCUCUUGCAAAUGCUAUCUUGAGUAAAGCAGAGUCAUGUGGUUUGCAGAUUCCAGCGACAAGUAGACAAUUAACAGAGCCAGGUUUUGGAACCUUAGCUGAAGUAGAUGGACGUUUGGUUGCAGUAGGUUCUUUGGAAUGGGUUUGUCAACGUUUUGAAACGAAGAACCAAUCAGAUAUAGAACAUUUGGAGCGUGCCUUGAUGCUUGAGUCAGCCAAACCAACUUCAUCCUUGGAUAAAUCGGAAACGGUGGUUUAUGUUGGACGUGAAGAAGAGGGUGUCAUUGGUGCUAUUGCAAUCUCUGAUGCCUUAAGGCAUGAUGCUGAGGCUACUGUAGCAAGGCUCAAAAGAAUGGGAAUUAAACCCAUUCUCUUAUCAGGUGACAGGGAAGAAGCAGUUGCAAAAGUCGCGAAAAUCAUUGGAAUAAAUGAUGAACAUGUACAACCAUCCCUGAAUCCGCAGCGGAAAUCUCAUUUUAUAUCAGAUAUACAAGCUUCAGGACAUCGUGUUGCUAUGGUUGGUGAUGGGAUAAAUGAUGCACCUUCUUUGGCGCUUGCAGACGUCGGAAUUGCUUUGAAAACGGGGAUGCAAGAAAAUGCUGCAUCUGAUGCUGCUUCUAUUGUACUUCUUGGGAACCGGCUGUCACAGGUUGUCGAAGCUGUUGAUCUUGCUCGUGCGACUAUGAGCAAAGUACAUCAAAAUCUGUUGUGGGCUGUUGCAUAUAAUGUUAUUACAAUUCCAGUAGCUGCUGGUGUACUGCUUCCCCAUUUUGAUUUUGCUAUGACGCCUUCUCUAUCAGGUGGGCUCAUGGCUUUGAGUUCAAUAUUUGUCGUCUCCAAUUCUCUUCUACUGCAGCUGCAUGGUUCCAACAAAGAGAAGGAAGAGGUCACCUCAGGAACACUGAAACAAGCCUGAAAUUAUAGGGUCACUGUUCAGACAUGUUACCAACAUUGGAAAAGAGAUUAGAGUUCAAAGAUUCUUGUAAAUCUGUGUUAAUACUCACAGAUUUUAUUCUAAAAUGUAUCAUAUAUCUUUGGCCCUUAGAAAGAGCCUGUAUUCAAUGUAGAGAUCUGUGUAAAAUUGUACCAGAAAUCUUUUUAUCGCUAGAACACUUUCCUUCCCCUGAAAUUUGGUAAUUUUACUAUCUCAGUCACCGAUUUUACUCU